This is a messenger RNA of Linum tenue, 3310 nucleotides long. NCBI's taxonomy places the organism in Eukaryota, Viridiplantae, Streptophyta, Magnoliopsida, Malpighiales, Linaceae. The record is from the annotation of a GenBank genome assembly.
GUACAUCUUUCCCGCCAAACUCACACUCAUUACCCGCUCAAAACCGUCCCCGGCAACUAGGGCACGAAGCAACAGAGCCACAUUUUGCACUUUCUACUACUGGGUUCUCUCCUUCUUACCUUCUAUUCGAUUGAGGCGUGAAACACUGCAAUUUCUGCUGCGUAGAAGCCGAGAUUCAAUCGAAGAGCUUAAGAAAUGGCGAGCUUUGAAGACCGGAGCAGUCACAAGCGAGCUUUCCUCGAGUUCUUGGACCAGAAUGUAUACAAGAACGAGAUCAAGGCUAUGAUUGACCAGCGGCGCCGCCGUCUCAUUGUCAAUAUCUCCGAUCUGCACUCCUUCCAAGACUUCGGUCCCAGGAUCUUGAAGAAUCCGAGCGAGUUUAUGCAACCAUUCUGCGAUGCGGCCACAGACAUUGCUCGAAGUAUUGACCCGCUGUUUUUGAAGGAAGGAGAGCAAGUGCAUGUGGGUUUCGAGGGGCCUUUUGUCUCCCGCCGUGUCUCUCCUAGAGAGCUUCUCUCUGAGUACAUAGGCACCAUGGUCUGCGUUGAGGGCAUUGUCACCAAAUGUUCUCUUGUUAGGCCAAAGGUUGUGAAAAGUGUGCAUUACUGUCCUACAACUGGAGAUUUCACUUCUCGCGAGUACAGAGAUAUCACCUCUAAUGUGGGCUUGCCAACGGGGUCUGUGUAUCCUACAAGGGACGAGCACGGUAACCUAUUGGUGACUGAGUAUGGCUUGUGCAUGUAUAAAGAUCACCAAACCUUGUCAAUGCAAGAGAUGCCUGAGAAUUCUGCUCCUGGUCAGCUCCCACGAACGCUGGAUAUCAUUGUUGAGGACGACCUUGUUGAUUCAUGUAAGCCUGGAGACCGGGUUGCUAUGGUUGGGAUAUACAAAGCACUUGCUGGAAAGACCAAGGGAAGUGUGAAUGGUGUAUUUAGGACCGUGCUGAUAGCUAAUAAUGUUGCCCUCCUGAACAAAUUGGCAAGUUCUCCAAUUUACACCGCUGAUGAUAUCAAGAACAUCAAAAAGAUUGCUGAAAGAGCUGACGUUUUUGACCUACUGGGUAAUUCACUUGCACCUUCGAUAUAUGGGCACUCAUGGAUAAAGAAAGCUGUUGUGUUGCUGAUGCUUGGUGGAGUGGAGAAGAACUUGGAAAAUGGCACCCACUUAAGAGGUGACAUCAACAUGAUGAUGGUUGGUGAUCCUUCUGUUGCCAAAUCACAACUACUUCGAGCAAUCAUGAAUAUUGCUCCUUUAGCUAUAUCAACCACUGGUCGUGGGUCUUCUGGUGUGGGCUUGACAGCUGCUGUAACUUCUGAUCAAGAAACAGGAGAAAGAAGGCUAGAAGCUGGAGCCAUGGUUCUUGCUGACAGAGGUGUCGUUUGCAUUGAUGAGUUUGACAAGAUGAACGAUCAGGAUCGUGUUUCCAUACAUGAAGUCAUGGAGCAGCAGACCGUUACUAUUGCAAAAGCAGGGAUCCAUGCAUCACUAAAUGCUAGAUGCAGCGUGGUGGCUGCUGCAAAUCCCAUAUAUGGAACCUAUGACCGCUCAAUAACGCCUACUAAGAACAUAGGGCUUCCGGACUCUUUGCUUUCUCGGUUCGACUUGCUUUUCAUAGUACUUGAUCAAAUGGACGCUGAUAUCGACCGCCAAAUCUCGGAUCAUGUCCUGAGAAUGCACCGGUAUCGUUCAGCAAUCGACGCAGGUGAGGCAGCAGUUGAUGAUGCAAGUGCAAGAUACGCAAGAGAGGAGGAUGCUGAGACCGACACAUCUGUAUUUGUCAAGUAUAACCGAAUGCUUCAUGGGAAGAAAACAGACAGAAGUCGCAAAAGGGAUACACUUUCGAUAAAUUUUCUGAAGAAGUAUAUUCACUAUGCUAAGCACAGGUUCCAGCCUGAGCUGACAGACGAGGCAUCGGAGCAAAUUGCAACUGCCUAUGCGGAGCUGAGAAAUUCCGGGACAACCACAAAGACGGGAGGAACACUUCCAAUCACCGCUAGAACUUUAGAAACUAUAAUACGGCUCUCAGCUGCCCAUGCAAAGUUGAAACUGAGUAGACAGGUUACAAAGUCUGACGUUGAAGCUGCUCUGAAAGUUCUAAACUUUGCCAUAUAUCAUAAAGAAUUAACUGACAUGGAAGAGCGUGAAGAAGAAAGGGAGAGGGAAGCCGAGAGAGAAAACAGAGCUCAACGUCGCCGUACCAAUCGGAACACAGCAGGAGAUGAUAAUCAGGCUACUACUAAUGCCGACGGAGACAGGCCUGAGGUAGACCCCAUGGAUGUAGAUGAUCCUGCUGCAGAGCAGCCCACUACAGGAAUAUCUACGGAAAGGAUUGAAGCAUUCAACACAGCGUUUCUUCAGUGUAUGCGGUACCAGCAGAGCAUAGCCAUAGAUGAUCUGGAGAAGGCUGUUAACACAGGAGCUGCUAAUUACUCCAGACCAGAUAUAAUGACAUUGUUACAGAUGGCAGCGAGCAGCAGCGAAAUUACAGAGGAAGUUCCAGGGAAAACUGAUGAAGGGGUUGAGAAGAAGAAGAGAGUGUUUGUCGCUGGAGCAACUGGAAGUACUGGGAAGAGGAUAGUCGAGCAGCUGCUAUCCAGAGGGUUUCUAGUGAAAGCUGGAGUGAGGGAUGUUGACAAAGCCCAGACCAGCCUUUCCAAGGACAACCCAUCUCUUCAAAUCGUGAAAGCAGAUGUUACAGAGGGGUCUGUCAAGCUAGCAGAAGCCAUAGGGGAAGACUCUGACGCUGUGAUAUGUGCCACUGGGUUUCGACCUGGUUGGGACCUUUUUGCUCCAUGGAAGGUUGAUUAUUAUGGAACCAUGAAUCUUGUGGAGGCUUGUAGGAAACAAGGCGUGGAAAGGUUCAUCCUGGUGAGCUCCAUUUUGGUGAAUGGAGCUGCAAUGGGGCAGCUGCUGAACCCAGCUUAUGUGUUCCUCAAUGUAUUUGGGUUGACAUUGGUAGCCAAGCUCCAGGCUGAGAGUUAUAUCAGGAAAUCAGGGAUUAACUACACCAUAAUCAGACCUGGUGGGCUGAAGAACGAUCCCCCUUCAGGCAAUCUAGUCAUGGAACCAGAGGAUACGCUUUACGAAGGAUCAAUAUCCAGAGAUGUGGUAGCAGAAGUUGCAGUCGAGGCAUUGACACAUACAGAGUCAUCUUACAAAGUUUUGGAAAUUGUCUCUCGUGCAGAUGCACCUAAACGUUCAUAUGAGGAUCUCUUUGGCUCCAUCAAGUCAAAGUAGCUUGUAAAUUGUAAUAAUACUCUUGAAGAGUACAAAGUUUAACUUCGCCAUUGCAUUUUGGAUCUUGUUUAGA